GUUAUUCCCAUCCCUAGAAAAGAUUGUAUGUGGCAGUUGUUCAUUUGUUCUUCACUUUUCUAAUUUCUUCUUACUAUUUCUAGACACUUCUUAAAACAAUCAUCCAAAGCUGUUAAGCAAAACCCUUUGGUUUCCCGAUGAAAUGCUAUGGUCUUCAGUUUGAUAAAUCAUGGGUAGUUUCCGAAAGGCAAAAUCAGCAAUUGAUUCACUCCUUCAUCUUAGUUCAAAGAUUUCUAAUGGAAGUAGAAAUCCAAUUCGUCAAGGUAAUCAUCAUUUCACGCAAUUUGAUACCUCUAGGGUUUCUGGGUGUUCGUUUUCUUCAUUGGUUCGAUCAAAGUUUACUCCUUUUCAACAAAAUCACCAAUUUUUUAAUGGCGGGGGGCGUAGAUUUUACUAUGCAGAUAGAUAUCAAGUCCAACAUUUUAAACCGAGAGGACCAAAAAGAUGGUUUGAAAAUCCUAGAAAUGUAUUGAUUGUAGUUUUGGUUAGUGGGGGAGUUUUUGUUACUGUAUAUGCUGGGAAUUUAGAGACAAUUCCUUACACAAAAAGAAGUCAUUUUGUGCUUUUAUCAAAAGAAUUAGAGAAACGAAUGGGAGAACAAAGUUUGAAUCAGAUAAAGAAUGCAUUCAGAGGGAAGAUACUACCAGCAAUGCAUCCUGAAAGUGUUAGAGUUAGAUUGAUAGCGAAAGAUGUCAUUGAAGCUUUAGAAAGAGGGAUUAGACAUGAACAAGAAUGGAGUGAUCCUGCAUAUAGCAAUCGACAUGUUGAGAGUGAUGAUGAGGAUGCUAGACGAAUUGUUAUUGCUUUGAUUGGUGGCGGUGAGGGGAAAAUUGAAGGGAAUUGGAGGAAAGAAGAGGAAGUUCUUGAUGAUAAUUGGGUUCAAGAGAGUAGAAAGAAAGGUCGAGAGAAAGGUGCUAAAGUUGCUACUCAACAUUUGGAAGGAUUGAAAUGGGAGGUUUUGGUUGUUCAUGAACCAAUCGUUAAUGCUUUUUGUAUUCCCGGUGGGAAGAUUGUUGUUUUCACUGGUUUGCUUGAUCACUUCAGAACAGACGCUGAAAUAGCUACAGUUAUUUCACAUGAGGUUGGGCAUGUUGUGGCAAGACAUGGAGCAGAGCAAAUUUCAAACAAUAUGUGGCUUACAAUUUUUCAAAUAAUUCUUCUGCAGUUCAUUGGUAUGCCGGAUCUUGUAAAUCUGACAUCACAACUUUUCCUUAGGCUUCCUUUUUCUCGAAGGAUGGAGAUGGAGGCAGAUUAUAUUGGUUUGCUCUUGCUUGCCUCAGCUGGGUAUGAUCCACGGAUAGCGCCUCGAGUGUAUGAGAAGCUUGGGGAGGUCACUGGAGACUCUUCAUUGAAAGAUUAUCUCGCAACCCAUCCAUCUGGAAAGAAGAGAGCGCAAUUGCUAUCCCAAGCCAAAGUUAUGGAAGAAGCCCUUCGCAUAUAUAGGGAAUCAAGAUUAGGCAGAGGUGUUGAAGGCUUCCUGUAAGUGAAGAAGAAUUGGGACAUGCCUCUGGAGUAAUCCUAUAUAUAUAAAGUUCUAGUAACACAUAAUUAAAGUUCUGUUCAAUGAGCAUAUUAAAAAAUAAAAUCCAGAAAUUUGUUGUUCAUCACCAAACCAACCAAAGAGAUGAAUAUUUGGAUUCUGGAAGAUUAGAAGGGUUCUCCGGAUUUCUAUUUUUCUUG
Molecule: messenger RNA, 1680 nt
Organism: Papaver somniferum (opium poppy)
Lineage: Eukaryota; Viridiplantae; Streptophyta; Magnoliopsida; Ranunculales; Papaveraceae
Exons: 3
Coding region: 170-1483 (437 amino acids)
Cellular component (GO): membrane
Molecular function (GO): metalloendopeptidase activity
Source: RefSeq, a predicted model, not a curated record